AUGAAACUGCAUCUGGCCACCGGCUUGGUGUUUUUCCUUGCGACCGCAGAAGCUGUAGGAGCUUCUAGCUGGUGGAGCAAAGCUGUUUACAAUAAAUGGCAUGAGACAGAGCUUGAGAGAUGGCUCUCGGAUCAUGACAUUCCUUACCCUACUCCCGCCGACCGCAGGGACCUCGAAAACUUGGUCAAGUCCAACUGGGACGCCAAGGUCCAGAAGCCCCUCGGGUCAAUCACUGAUCAGGUCUCGGACGAUCUUCACCAUGCCAAAGAAUGGGUGUUCGAUACCUGGUCGGACUCGCAACUCAAAUCAUUCCUCGAUUACCACGGCAUUCCAGCCCCUCAGCCCCGCAAGCGCGACGCCCUCAUCAAGACCGCCCGCGAAAAUUACGAAGCUGUCGCAAAGAAAGUUGGCGAGACGGCCUCAUACCCUGGUAACUGGUUGUACGGACAAUGGUCCGAGUCCGACCUGAAGGAAUGGCUCGACGAGCGCGGAUGGCCGGUCCCUCAGCCUACCACCCGCGACAAGCUCAUCGCCAUGGUGCGCCGCAACUCCCGAAGUGCUAGUCUCCAGGCACGCGCCCUCACCGCUUCGGCCAUUGCGUCUGCUGAAGCCGCGAAAGCAUCGCUGAGUGAAGAACUAUUCAACGCCUGGUCCGACUCCAAGCUGAAGGAGUUCCUUGAUGAGCAUAAUGUGCGAGUGCCGCAGGGUUCCAAGCGCAAUGAGCUCAUUGCCCUUGCUCGCAAGCAUCGCGCUUACUUGCUUGACCAAGCUGCCAGUGCAUCCGCUGCUGCCUCCGAGGCUGUCGGUGCCGCUACUACCAGGGCCGGAAAUGAGUAUGCUCGGGCAACGGAAGACGUUAAGCUCAAGUCGGAGGAUGGGUUCAAUGCUGCUGUCAAGACCUGGUCGGAUUCCCGCCUCAAGGCGUUCCUGGAUGCUCGUGGUGUCCCGGUCCCCCAGGCUGGUAAACGUGAUGAACUUGUCGCCGCUGUUCGUGCUAGUGCGCACCGAGCUGCUGGUGGAUGGAACGAGUACAACUUUGAUACCUGGGACAAGGAGCACUUGCUCAAAUAUUUGUCCGCUGUCAACGCCAAGGCUGCGAAAAAGGCCGAUGCUUCUCGGGAAGAACUGGCCAAGUCUGCCCAGGAAAACUACGUCAAGGCCUCCAAGCUCGGCGGCGAGAAAUACGCAUCCGCUAGUGCUGCUGCGGCACAGGCUUCGGGUCAUGUUAAAGAUGCCACCUUUGACCAGUGGUCGCAAUCUGAGCUCAAGAAGUACCUGGACUCGUACGGUAUCCCUGUGUACCAAGGUUCUAACAUCAACGAGCUCCGCGCUGCGGCUCGCCGUCAUGCUACCUACUUCAAGUAUGGCACAAAUAACCCCCAGGACACUAUUUAUGCCAAGGUCGUGGAUACCUUGCAGUGGGCUUUGGAGCAGCUCAAGAUCGGUGCUUCCAGCGGUCGGGCCCAAGGUCACGAAGCCGCCGAGAAAGUCCGCGAGAAGGCAUCCGAGCAGACUGAGCGCGUUCGCAGUGAGCUGUAA
This is a messenger RNA of Penicillium longicatenatum, 1539 nucleotides long. It is a transcript of the gene ish1, whose product is annotated as double-strand break repair enhancer MSC1. The transcript is spliced from 5 exons. The coding region runs from base 1 to 1539 and encodes 512 amino acids. NCBI's taxonomy places the organism in Eukaryota, Fungi, Ascomycota, Eurotiomycetes, Eurotiales, Aspergillaceae. The record is from RefSeq and is a predicted model, not a curated record.